CUCUAUCCAAAUUCAAAGUCUUAACUAAAUUCUUACAACUGUUAUGGCUGAAAUUUGACUCCUUUUACAAGAAUCCCUGAAAGUUUUGAUUCUGCCCGAGCAUUAAGCUUCUGCUGAUUUAUUAAGUUUUUUUUAACCAAUUUUGAGGGGUGCUUUCUGUUUGAUGACAUCUGGUAGCUUUUCGUUUUAUGCAAUGAUACUGAGAUGCCUUCCUAGGAAAAUUGGAGUUUCUGGGCUGUCCCACAGCCUGAAUGGGAAGUUUAUUCCACGUCAUUGACUAUAAUCAAGGCAACAUGGCUAAGAAAGUUGUUACACAAAAAAGACAGGUUGAUGGUUUAGAGGCACCUCGAAACAGCUUGGAGCUGCCAGUAGAAACUUCCCAGAGCUUUCAUGGUGAAGACAAUAGAAUGUUUGAAUAUGAUGUGCCAUACAACUGGCCUGAGAACCAUUUUUCAACUGAGGCUCCAAUGAAAAAGCUGAUCAGUGAAGAAAUAUACAGAAAACAGAACACCAAAAAUAAUGCACCGAGUGUAAUAGCCCGUUUAAUGGGAGUAGAUAUGUUACCAUCAGAAACAAAACCAGUUGCACAGAAAGUUGAGAAAAAGAAUGAACUGCAUGCACAAAACUUCUGUCAAGAGAACCUUUUGAAGAAUGCCUCAAUUGGUCAUGUUCCUUAUGCAUCAAAGUCUUCCAGACACAAGAAGUUCAAUUCUUUUGACAGUAUUGAAGGAAUGAAUCCCGAUCGAUGGAAUGACAAUGCAAUUUUGGAUAAACCCAGACCUCGUGAACAUCCUCAAGAGGAGGAACUACAGAAGUUUAAAAAAGAAUUUGAAGCAUGGCAAUUGGCAAGGAUGAAGGAAUGUUCUAAGGUCAUCGAACUUGAUUGUACUCCAAGCCAGUGGAUUGCUCAGGAGAACCUCAAUAAGGAAAAGAUGGUUCUUUAUGCAAAUUCAGUUAGAAAGAUGGAAAGUGAAAAGCCCAUUGAACUAAAUGAGGGUAGAAUGGCAGCAACUGAAAGAGAUUAUUUACAUAACAAAAAAAUGAAGUCUUUUACAGCUGGGCAACUGGAGUCAGUUAAUGCAAGGAAAAGAACACCUAGUGUGGAUUUUAAGCUGCCUCCUUUAGUGAAUUCUGGUGAGGAAUUUGAUGCUGCCUCUGGACCCUCAAAAAUUGUGAUUCUGAGGCCUGGUCCUGAUACAAUGGGCAAUUGUGAAGAGUCUUGGGCAAGUUCUCCAUGUAUUUCAGAAGAGCGGGGUAGUAUAGAAGAUUUUCUUGAGGAGGUCAAGGAAAGGCUGAAAUCUGAGCUGCAAGGUAGAAAUUCUAAAAGAAGCACAAGUGUCAGAGGAGGGGGAAUCGAAACACCAUAUAGCGAAAAGCCAUCAGAUCCUAAACAGAUAGCUCAACGUAUAGCAAAACAGGUCAGAGAAAGUGUUACUAGGGACCUUGGAAUGAACUUAUUUCGCUCAGAAUCUACAAGGUCUUAUAGAAGUGAAAUUCAGUUCAAUGGAAUGGGUUCUCCUGAGUUCAUUAGCAGAGAUACAAGAAGAUUCUUGGCAGAAAGGUUGAGAAAUGUUCUGAAGGAAGAAAUUCAUCAAGGUGUACCUGUUGUUGCUCAAGGAAGCACAAGAUCAUCAAUGUUGAGUAGUGGAAGGAGAAGAACAGAAGAAUCAAGAAAAGUCUUGAGUGGAAAAAAUAAAUUGAGGUAUUGGGAUGGCAUGAAAGAUGAAUCAGAUUUUCAAAGCAGAUCUUUCAGACGGGAGCCCAAUGACAAUACAGAGAUUCAUGAGGAAUUAUCUCCAAGGAACCUCAUUAGAUCUUUGUCUGCCCCAGUAUCGGGAACAUCAUUUGGGAAGCUGCUCCUUGAGGACCGGCACAUGGUGACUGGGGCUCAGAUCAGAAGAAAGCAUGAAGCAUUCGAAAAGGUGACAUUGAAUGUGAAAAAGAGAAAAAAGGAAAAGUUCAAUCUCCGAGAAAAAGUUACUAGUCUCAAAUACAGUUUUACACUUAAAGGUAGGCUCUUUGGUAGAAAGAUCCAAUCCUUAGAGGAUCAACAGGAUAAUAAACCGGAUUGUGUGAAAGAUUUCUUGAGGCGGCCAAGCAUGAUGAUGAGCUUUUAUGAUAGACAUGAAAAUCCUACCGAGGUGCCUCCAAGUCCUGCAUCUGUGUGCAGCAGUGUUCAUGAAGAGUACUGGAGGCCAGCAGAGUAUUUUAGCUCAACAUCAGUAUCAGAUGUAGCAUCGGUAGAGGAUAGCAUGAUGCCAAACGUUUUCAGAGAGAUCAGAUCGAAUUUAAAAGAGCUAAGGAGGCAAUUGAAUGAACUCGAAACUGAUGGUUCCAAGGAUGCUAUUAUUGAUGAGCAGCCAAUGGAAACUGAUAUCAUUGAGAUUGAAGACCCAAUGGAAGCAUAUAUUAGAGAUUUGCUUCUGUUUUCCGGUUUGUAUGAUGGUUCAUGUGAUAAAGCGUUAGCAAAAUGGGACCUACUUGGAAGGCCUAUCACCAAUCAGGUAUUUGAAGAAGUGGAAGAAUCUUACAAACAUAGGAAUAAGGAUGAUGAAGGGUCCAUUAAGGAUCAAGGUGAGAAGUCAAAUCAUAAAAUACUGUAUGAUUUGUUGAAUGAAGCACUUCCAAAUGUACUUGGACCACCUGUGUCAAUGUCUAAAUUCAUGAGAAAGGCCAGUCAUCCUGCCGUGCGGCCAUUACGUGGAAGGAAGUUAUCGAAUCAAGUGUGGCAAAUUAUCAGUGGUUAUGUACAUCCCCCACCAGACAAAUCUUUUUAUUCUCUUGAUAUGAUGGUUGCUCGAGAUCUGCAGUCCUCUCCAUGGUCUAGAUUGAUGGAUGAUGAUGUCAACGCUCUAGGAAAGGAUACGGAAUCUCAGAUUUUUGGAGAUCUAGUUGAUGAAAUGGUCAAGGAUUUACAGUCCAAUUUUAUGGAAGAAAAAUCCUGUGCAUGUGGAGCCUUGUGAAUUCUUCUUACCAAAGCAAUGCAGCUGCUCUAAAACUGAGACUUGACUACUCGAGUAACAUGCCAAUUUCUUGGUAUGCCUAAUUGAGCUGACAAAAAUGAAUUCUUUCACUACCCGAAAGCACUUAAUAUAGACAUAGUUGAAUGUUUACGGUAGUAUUAUUUGUGGAUGCUUUUUGUUGUUUGUAUAGGACUUAGGUCUGUCUGGGGUUGUGAUGUAAAUUGGUUGGUGUAUAGGAAUAUAUUUUUUGGUCACUCAGUGUUAUUUAUUCGUUUGAAUGAGUU
Molecule: messenger RNA, 3247 nt
Organism: Coffea eugenioides
Lineage: Eukaryota; Viridiplantae; Streptophyta; Magnoliopsida; Gentianales; Rubiaceae
Exons: 6
Coding region: 252-2963 (903 amino acids)
Source: RefSeq, a predicted model, not a curated record